AUGAAGUCAAUCAUAUUCUUUGGUCUCUUGGCGGUAGCUUGUGCUGCUCCUCAAGCACCAACAGAGCCUAUUCCAAUCUUGCGCCAGGACAGUCAAAUUAACCCUGAUGGCUCAUACCAGUAUGCAUACGAAACUGGCAACGGUAUAGCCGCUGAAGAGAAGGGAGAGUUGAAGAACAUUGGAGCUGAAGAGCCCGCUCUGCAAGUCCAAGGCCAGUUUCAGUACCCCAGCGAGGAGGGUGGCAACAUCCAACUGAGUUACGUCGCCAAUGAAAAUGGCUACCAGCCCCAGGGUGCCCAUCUCCCCACCCCCCCACCGAUCCCCGCAGCUAUCCAACGCGCUCUCGAUUUCCUCGCCACUGCUCCUCCUCAGCCACAAUCCUAA
Amyelois transitella is the source of this 384-nucleotide messenger RNA. It is a transcript of the gene CPR43, whose product is annotated as endocuticle structural glycoprotein SgAbd-8-like. Gene Ontology annotation, cellular component: chitin-based extracellular matrix. The record is from RefSeq and is a predicted model, not a curated record. The coding region runs from base 1 to 384 and encodes 127 amino acids. Gene Ontology annotation, molecular function: structural constituent of chitin-based larval cuticle. Lineage: Eukaryota; Metazoa; Arthropoda; Insecta; Lepidoptera; Pyralidae. The transcript is spliced from 2 exons.